AGAAGCAGAUUCACAAUUUCUGUUUCUUUAAAUGCCAUUGCCGCUGCUUCUUUCGGUGUUAUCCUUGCUAUCCAUGGCGCCAUCACCUCCACCAUCACUCACGUCGCCGUCACAGUCGUUGCCAUCGCCUCGGGUGCUUGUCUCUCCACCAAGGUUGACUUCUUCUGUUUUCGGUUUUGUUUCUUUUUUUCUUUUAUGGAGCAAUUGUUUGUGGUUGUUUGUGGAGAAUCUCUGUUUCUCUCAAGAACGAGCUAGCUACUGGUGAGAGCUUUAUUUUUGUUCUGUUUUUUCGAACUCUUAUGGGUGAUUAUUGGUCUUGAUUUUGCUACUUUUCUUUGUCUUGAUGGAACUAGAAUUUUCGGUUCUCUUUAAAUCAGUUCUCGCUGGUUUCUGUGUUGAUUUCGCUAGCAUUUUGGGUUCUGGUUUGCUACAGAUCGAGUCUCCGGUGGUUCAGGACUGUUUCUUUUUGAUUUAUUCGCAUCCACGUGAUUUGUCUUGAUUUGGUGAAAUUCGAAUGCGUGUAUUCGAGGUUUUUUUGUUGGAUUGUGAUUUAGUUUCUGUUUUGUUGUGUUUUAGUAGUGUCGUCGGAGUUAUCUAGGUUUGAGAAAAACCCAGAUUUGGGUUUGAUCAAACCCAGAUCUGGAGAGGAAGAAGAAGAGGGGAAGAGAGGAGAGAGAGAAAGAAUAAGAAAAGUUAAAAAAAGUC
This is a messenger RNA of Rubroshorea leprosula, 705 nucleotides long. The record is from the annotation of a GenBank genome assembly. NCBI's taxonomy places the organism in Eukaryota, Viridiplantae, Streptophyta, Magnoliopsida, Malvales, Dipterocarpaceae.